GUCGGUGGUAUUAUAAUGGUAGGUGGGCCGGGUUCCAUAACUAGCAGACGACCGAGUCUAGCAGACGGCGCAUAGCUAGCGUCGUUCGCGGGCGCCUGAGUCAGCGUUUUAAAAUCGAAUAUUGUCGAACAUUGAAAGACACACUCCUCGUGGCCGACAAAGCUUUGGUGUACCGUAAAUUGUGUGGAAAUCAAUCAAAAUGGAUCCCGAAGCAUUCCUGGAUAUGGCCAAUCAGGUCAUUAAAUUGAAAAUGUUCCCGUACUUCGACAUCGCGCACAGCGUACUCUGUGCGCUACACGUCAGAGAGGAUUUAGGACCCGGUGCGCAAACAUUCUCCCGAAAACAUCCCUUGUCAUGUUGGCUAUCAACAAUGUUGGUAGUAUUUGCAAGUGGUAUGCUAUGCAAUGGACUCUUGGGGGAGCCAAUUAUCGCACCAUUGAAAAAUACACCAGAAAUUGGAGUUGCAACCGUUGUUUGGUAUGUGGUAUUUUAUACACCAUUUGAUAUUGGAUACAAAGUAGCCAAAUUUCUACCAGUAAAACUUGUAUGCGCAGUUCUGAAAGAAAUAUACAGGUGUAAAAAGGUAUACGAUGGAGUCAGUCAUGCAGGAAAACUUUACCCAAAUGCAUAUCUUAUCAUGAUCUUAAUUGGAACACUCAAGGGCAAUGGUGCAGGCUUUACAAAAUUGUUUGAACGCCUUAUACGUGGUAUAUGGACCCCAACUGCUAUGGAAUUCAUGCAACCUAGCUUCCCUACGAAAGCUUCAAUGGUUGCAUCAAUCAUUUUCGUCCUAGACAAAAAGACUGAUCUCAUUUCAGCACCUCAUGCAGUGGUUUACUUUGGUAUUGUUAUCUUCUUUGUGUAUUUCAAGCUGUCAUCCAUUUUACUGGGCAUCCAUGAUCCGUUUGUACCUUUCGAAAAUCUGUUCUGCGCGUUGUUCCUCGGAGGUAUUUGGGAUUCGUUAGCCAGAUUGCUGGGCCGAGGCCAAGCCAAAGACGAGAAAGCAGAUGCCAAGAAAAAGGACUAAACGUUUGUACAUUUUGUGCAUAAAGUUUCUAAAGAAAUUAAUUUUAAUAUUAGCAACGACUUGCUAAAGAAACAAUGAACGGAAACAAUUUGAAACUAGCCAUAUGAUACUCGCAUGUUAAAGCGUGACCACCGACAAAUCAUUAAAUAUCAGAAGUACAAUAAUUUAUUAUUAUAUAUAUUUUAAUAAGGAUGAGUGAUAUAUACAGCGGGGAGUGUGACUUCAAUUACUGAGAAAAUCAACAGUAUUAUGUCUGUUAACAACCAUUUGUCACUGAAGGUGUAAUUUAAUAGCACGCUGUUCAUAAUCAAUCUGACGAUUUUAUAAAAAUGAUUGUAAUUUUAAUAUUAAUUAUAUCGGAUAAUCGAAAAUGAUUGUUCUUAGAAACGAUAAGGUAUACGUAAUUUGAUUGCGUGAGCAUUAGAAAUAUGUCCCUUGUUGCCGAUUUUUUGAUAAUAUAUAUAUAUAUACCAGACAUGAAGUUAUAGCGAACGAAUUUAAAGUUAUCGAUACGACGAUUUUGACGUAUCAUACGCAAUCUUCCUUAUAAUGUAAAUGCAUGUCAAAAAUUAUUAAGAUUAAUUUGAAGUAUCUUAACUUUGGCAUGCAUCUAGUAGCGACAAGAAACUGAAUCGUUGUUCUAUCGUGCGGUAUCUACCAUGAAGGUACGAGCAAACAUACUCAGGUUAAUGAAGUUAUAUAGUUUCGAUGCAUAUUUCAGUGAUAAGAUUUCGAUUAUAAAAUAUUUGACAGAAAAUUUAAAAAUAUGUAAAAAUACACAACGAGGUAAUUUGCGCCUCUUUUAUACUAUUUUAUUACAAUAUCAAUGACUGGUAAAUACUUACACGUACAGGUAUCAAAAUAUUUGCCUUUGACUCAACGAUGUGAACAGAAUUUAUUAUGAAAAUUAAAUGAUUUAAUUUUCAUAUAAAUGUUCCACUGUCAGAACGUUGUACAUUUUCAUGUAAUAAAAUGAAGUUUGCUCUUCCAUUUUCGUAGUCCGAUACAUCAUCCUUGAGAGACUAGUCUUAAAAAGAAAACAUUUUAAUGCCAAAUAUAUUUAUGACCUACUCAUUAAUGUUUAAUUGCGAUAUUGAUGAAAAACUCAUUGAUGAUAUGUUCGAAGUUACAGUAGAAGAAAUCGAUAAAUCGAUUUCUCAAAAUAAUGUGCAAUGUAAUUUCCUGUAGUUUGUACAUGAAUAUAGUUCAAUACGUUUAUUAAACUGGAAAUAGACUAAAAGUAACAAGCGCAAAAACAAUUCUAGUCUAAUUAAUUA
This is a messenger RNA of Nomia melanderi (Alkali bee), 2304 nucleotides long. Its product is annotated as trimeric intracellular cation channel type 1B.1. Gene Ontology annotation, molecular function: potassium channel activity; identical protein binding. Gene Ontology annotation, biological process: potassium ion transmembrane transport. NCBI's taxonomy places the organism in Eukaryota, Metazoa, Arthropoda, Insecta, Hymenoptera, Halictidae. The record is from RefSeq and is a predicted model, not a curated record. Gene Ontology annotation, cellular component: membrane.